UGCUCAAAGAUAAAUUGGCGGGAAAAUAUCUAAAAAGGACUGUAUAACACAGAGCUACGAUAAAGUCAACUAGCACCCGAAUAGAGUGUUUUCCUCUUCGGACGUUUACUAGACACGAUGGGAGACACUGAAAAAGUUUUUGAAAUUAGAUGCUCUGUACAGAAUUAUGCAUGGGGAAAACAUGGAUCAUCAAGUGCUGUAGCACAGCUUGCUGCAUCGGCUGAUAAAAAUUUGAAAAUUGAUGAAAAUAAACCAUAUGCAGAGUUAUGGAUGGGAACCCAUCCCAAUGGACCUUCAGAGAUAUACAAAGAUGGUCAGUGUAAAGGAAAGUUAAAGGAUUGGAUAAAACAGAAUGCAGAUUGUUUGGGUUCACAGGUCAGAGAGUAUUUUAAUGGGCGCCUUCCAUUCUUAUUCAAGGUGUUGUCUGUCAAUAACUCCUUGUCGAUACAGGCACAUCCAAAUAAGGUUCAUUCUGAAAAGCUACACAAAGAGAGACCAGACAUCUACAAAGAUCCUAAUCAUAAACCAGAAAUGGCCAUUGCUUUGACCCCAUUUAAAGCAAUGUGUGGAUUCAGACCAAUUCAAGAAGUGGCAGACUUUUUAACAAAAAUAGAACCAUUUAGAACAGCAGUUGGUAGUAAGAAUGCCAUUAAGUUAAUAACAGCAAGUAAAACUAAUGACAUGCCACUACACAGAGAAGCUAUGAAAUACUGCUUUACAGGACUAAUGCAACAAGGAACAGAUAUUGUAAAGAGGGAAUUAAAGAAGUUAUUUAUGCUUGUUGAACAAUUCAACACAGAGGGCAAGGAUGCAAGUAUUUUGAUACCAGAUAUGUUACAGAAACUAAAUACAGAAUUUCCUGGAGAUGUUGGUAUUUUUGCUAUUUACUUCCUCAACAUUAUAACUCUGAAGCCAGGAGAAGCCAUCUUUCUUGAGGCUGAUUAUCCUCAUGCUUAUUUAUCAGGAGAUUGUAUGGAAUGUAUGGCAUGUUCUGAUAAUGUAGUGAGAGCAGGACUUACACCAAAGUUUAGAGAUGUUCAUACACUGUGUGAAAUGUUAGAUUAUACUGGCCGUCAAAUAUCCAGAACAAAACUAAAACCAUCAAAAGUAGAUAAUUCCCAACCAGGAAUAGAGGAGAUCCACUUUACACCACCUAUAUAUGAUUUUGCAGUCAAUGUUAUAGAGGUAUCAAGUGGAUGUACUAAAGCAACCCUGCGACCUUUAGACAGUGCUAGUAUUGUUAUAGUACAGAGUGGUGAAGGCAUUGCCACUAAUUCUACAUUAAGCUCACCUCUUGGUGUCCGGGCAGGAUCUACCCUGUUUAUAUCUGCUAAUGAGACAGUAAAUCUAGAUAUACACUCACAAGGAAUGUUGAUAUUCAGAGCAUUAGCUGGUCUUUAACCAAUAUUUCAGGGAAUUUUAACAAUAGAGGGCUUUAUAUGAUUAUUUUGGGCUUAUUUUUUGUUAGUUUUGAUAAAAGCAUAGGUGUCAGCUUUCCAGAUUCAGUGGCCUGACUGGGAGUCUUUCAAUAUAUUUUUAAGAAUUUAAAAAAUAUUCCUUUGAAGUAAGGCCUCUUGAAAUGAAAAUCUAUUUUCUCUCAAACGUUAAUUUAAAAAUAAAAUGACAAAUUGUUUAUGAAUAACUGUUGGAUUAUAUGAUUAUAUGAUUUACAGCCCCCAAACUACCAGACAUGUUGCUUUAGCUGAGGAACCAGUGAUUUGAAUCAGGUUCCAUGGGAAAUUCAGACAAAACACAUCGAUCAUUAAACUGCAAAAAUUUGAUCAGAUAUGGAAAACAAUGUGACAAAGAUUCAAUUAAAAAUCUCACCCUGUUCCCCAUGUUAAAAUAUGGAAAGUUGACACUUGAUUUGUAGCCAUUCUUUUAAGUUACAAAUUGUACCUCAGUCUUAUAUCUUAUAUAAUGGGAUUGAUUGAAUUGUUAUUUUAUGUGAUGUAACGUCCAAGACCCUACAAUUAUAUUAUUCAUGCUGAAACCAAUUUCAAUCUGGAGAAAACUACAUUUUCAUGGGAAACUUUGGAUCAUUUGAUUCUCUUAUCAGUGUUUUGCCCAGGUUUGCAAUUGAUUGGUGAAUAUCACUCAUUGAAUCAUUUAUUUUAUUGAAAAUCCAGUCAGUGGGUGAUUUUAUUUCUCAGCAGCAAACAGGUUGGAAGUAAUCAUUGAAAUGUGAUAUAAUAAUAUUAUUGGGGGAAUAAUAUCCCAAAUAGGAUAUUUAUUUACUGUACAUUUUUUUUCGUUUUCAUUUUAGGGACAAUAUUACAAUGCAUAUUAUCUGGAUCAGUGCUAGGACUUUUUGGUGAAAGACUUUCUUUUAAGACUUUUUAUAAAUUGAUCCUAUACACCUAAUCGCUAUUUAUUCCAUUCUGGAUAAGUUCUAAAAUUACACAACUUUUUCAUCCAAUUGAAGCAAUCUGUGACCCUGUUUAAACAAUGCACCAUUCAUGAUAUCUCUCUAUCAAAUGGUCGCUUUCUAAAGUAUUUCCUCCCUCAGCUCACUACUGAUGACCUCUAUUUUCGGCUGCAUGACCCAAACAGGAAGUUGUGUAAAUGGCUGUUUUUCUCGGAUUGAACUAAAUAGCGAUAAGAUGAAUUUCUCAGUGUAUUGAAAACUUUUUUUAGAUUUGGUUUUAACGUUCCAAUUGGGUGAUUGGUUUUCAAUCAUGUAGAUGCGAUAAUGUUUAAUAUAUAUAUUAAAUUAUCAGGAGAAAUAUCACUUUGACAAGUGAUUUUAAUAUUUGUUUUAAGUUAAAAUUUAUCAUAUUUUACACCUCUGAAGCAGACACUCAACUCAUAAACGUAUGCUUGCUAGCCUGUUGCUCCAUACAUUUUGGAAAUUUUAACACAAAAUUGUAUUUUUUUAAACAAUUUUGAAAAAAUGUGUGAUAAAUGCAAAAUUUGGCCUGGGCAGAACACUGCCAUAGGUGUGAGUAACAUGUUUUAUUAACAACAAUUUAAAAUGUUUGCAUGGAUUGUUUGGACAUUUAAAGGAUUGUAUAAUGUAUUUUCUGUUUUAUUUGACAUUUUUGUCAGGUUGUUCAUAUGUCAUUUGUUCAAUAUCUUGUGAUUUGAACUUUGUUUAUAUUUAAGAUUGCCACAUCCAUGUAACUAAGUAAUAUUGGCAGCUUUGGUGCAUUUUAUGUAAUUUUUUUUAAUCUAUAUGUAAAAUACUCUUUGAUUUUCUCAGAUUAAAUCUUAAAUUUUGAGUUAAUAUGAGAUAUGUUUGAUAUUCCUUAUCAGCCUAAUUAAUUGAGUGAUUAAGUUUGAUUUUCUAUUUGAUUUUCUAUUUGUCAUAAAAUUAGAAUAUGUUCCUUUUUAUGAUAAGAGUAUUGCAAAAGCUUUAAAAUAUAAAAUAUUUUUAAACUUAAAAUAUUACUUGUUUAAGUUUCAUCUUUAAAAAUUUUUCUAGGGUGAUGUUUGUUAUGGUUUACAUAUUACUUACUUUUUACAGAAGGGGACUACCAAAGUUUCAUAUGAAAUAAGUUUUGUCUACAUUUGUAAGUUUUUCCUACAGAUAAUGAGCUUAUAUUAGGUUGUAUUAUGAGUAGUUGCACAUCUUAUGAGUUAAUUUUUUGUUUACCAUGGGACUUUACUUUAAGGCUUCUAAUUUGUUGUUUCAAGUUUUAUUACUUCUUAGUAAAAUGAAGUCUGGUAAGAAUCAUUAUCAGUAAAUCAGCUAACCUCUGUCUUAAUUCUUCGGUAGUGUUAAUCAGACUUUUCACUGAAAAUACAAUCAAAUUUUUUUCCAGUUUGGGUGAUCCUAAACUUUUCUUUUUGUUUAAGAAAGAUACCAACAAAUGGAAUGUUACAACUUUAUAACAGUAUGAUAAAUAAUCAAUAGUUUUAUUCAUACUAUGCACUUAGUUGUGUAAAUCCUAAUUUAGAUGAUCUUCAUGCAUGAUAUAUAGCUGUUAUAGAUGUAAUGAUUCAACUUUAACUUUUGAAUUACACCCUAAUGAAUUGAUCUGUAAAUUAAACAUCAAAGUUAAAACUCAAUUAUAUUCGUACGGUUUUAAAUAAAGAUGUAUCUCUAAAAUGUCAAAUUAAGUGGGAGGAAAUAUAUGGACAAAUUUACCUUGGAAAAAUAUGUGGUCGGGACUAAAAUUUUUGAAAAUUGAAAAUAAAGUAAAAGAAUUUCAAUGGAAAUCCUUGCACAAUAUUUUAUAUACUGAAGAAAGAUUAAAAAAUAUGAAGAUAUCAGAUGGAAAAUGCCACAUUUGUCAAAAUGACAAUAAUAUAGAAACCCUGCAACACUUAUUUUUCAGUUGUAGUACAUCACAGUUAAUUUUAAAAAAGCUCCAAAAAAUACUUAUUAAGUCAAAAAUAGGAAUAAGUAAUCCUUUUGGUGAAAAGGAGGUUCUAUUGGGUAUAAACACAGAACAACUAAAAUAUGAUAAUUUUUUAAACAUAAUAAUCAUAUAUUUUAAAUGGACACUAUGGAAAAUUAGGAAUUCAAUAAAAUUUAAUAAAACGCCUAAAACACCACAAGAUAUUUAUAAAAUCUGGAAACAAAACUUGAAAUAUAAUCUAAAAUUUGUUCUUCUUUUGAAAGGCGUUGAUAUCAUUGAUAAGACAAAAUUGGAGUCUGUAAUAAUGAAAAUUUAGACAUUUUUUAUACAGCUUGAGUCAAAGUACAUUUUUUAUGGUUUAUAGUAUUAGAAUAAUAAUUGUGUCAAAAACAAAUGAUAAAAAAAGUAUUAGCCUAUCAUGGUUAUUGUAGUAAAUGCACAUCUUUUAUGUGGGUAUCUUAUAAUUAUUUACUUACUAUUUUGAAAUUUAAGUGUAGAACUGUUAGAUGCUUCUAACAUUAUAUGGAUAUUAUAUUUUUUACACUAAAUGUAUUCCAAGGUUAAAAGUGGAUAACUUUUUUUUUAUUGCCUUCUAUUUCCCCUGGAUAGAUGGUUUCUUUUUGUAAACAGGGACCCUUAGCCUGAUCCUGGACGACUAAGGUAAUUGUACACAGGAAAUAUUUAGAAAUUAAAACGUUUGUAUGUCUUAAAAAAAACAAAAAAACAUUGGAGAAGAAUGAUUAAGGAAUAAGAUGUAUUUUUUCAGUAUUUUUUCAAUGAAUAAGACUAAAUAUGAAUAUAUUUAAAAAAAAAAUGAAAUGCAGUAUGUUUUACCUACACAAUCAGUGCCAUAAUCAUGUUCAAUUAAUCUAUUAUUGAUGUUACAAUUAUAGAUGAAUUUCUCAAAACAGUAUUCAGGAAAAUUUCAAUCUGAGCAAGCUACAUUAAAAGGAGUAAGUUCAGUAAGUGCCAUAUUUGGCCCCAUUUAUAAAGUUCAUGGUUACAAGACAAUUAUUGUUUUAAAUUGCCUCAAAGACAUGUGAGAAAGUUAAACAGAGCUGUUUUUGUCAAAGUUUAAUUCUAACACGUUGAUUUUUACAUCCCAAGAAGGUCAAGAUAAGGGAUUUUGGUGAAACUUGACAAAAUCAGCUGGAUUUCAACCAAAUAAAGGACCAGGAAAUAUAGAGCGCAGGCAUCGACAAGCUUAAUAUUCAAAUAAGAAUUGUUCAAUGUCUUCACAAACAUUAUUUUCAAAGAUCUUUGCUGUCAACGUAUGCGCUCUAUGUUUCCUGUCAAAUAAUCUUUGGAAAUUUACCCAUUUUCAUUGAUUUUUUCGUGAAAAAUCAAAAUGAGUACAACUUGUGACGUCAUAAUCAAACGCAGAAACGUAAAAUUUUCAACAACAUGGCUUAUAUAGUAUCUUGUCAAUGCAUUAGCUAUAAUUUAUCGUGAUGUUGGUAAAUAAAUUCGAGUAUGAAAUUAACGCUAAAAAAGGAGGCCAUUUUAAGACCUUAUCGAAUAUACUCCUUUACGUUUUUUUUUCUCAUGAUAUUUCUUUUAAGGUGUCAAGUAUUUGUAUAUUUGAACAUAGGAAAAGGUAUUAAUCUAAAAAAUUUAUAAAAGAAGAUGGAAAAAAUAAUUACUUACUUCUUUUUGUUAAUUUUUUUGUAAGGAAACUUUAUUUUGUGAUUUCUUCAGUUUCCAAACAUUUAUUGCUCAAACUUUUUAAUUACAAUGUACUAUGAACAUAUGGAUAAACAUAUUAAAAUUACAAUUAUAAGAAAUUUUUUAUGUGAUUAAGUGAUGCAGAUUAAGUGAUGCAGAUUAAGUAUAUUUGUCUUUCAAAAGAUAUAUAAAAGUGUUUUAUUAGAAAAAUAAUGUCAACCACCUUACAAUGUAAGGCUAAACAUAAAUGAAAUUAUGCAAACACAUCUUAUAAAAUUUGUGCCAGUGAACUUGAUCACUUUAAGUGUUUUAACCAUGAAAAUGUACAUUUUUGUCUUUAUAAAGUUAUGUACUACUGUGAAAGGGAACUUCAGAUUUGCUGGGCAGACGCUUUUAGUGCGAUUAUAUUUAGAAUUUAUAUGAUACCAACUGAACAUGGAAUUUUUUGUAGGUAUUCCUCAGCUUUUGUAUUAAGGAAUGAUAAGAUAUUUGAUCUUGAACUUUGUAAUUAUGUUUUGUACCAUGUUCCCUAUUUUCAGAGAACACGUUUUUAGAAUAACUUUUCUCUCAAUAUAUGAUAAUAAGUAGAUGUAUUUUUUUUCAUGACAAACCUGCAAUUCCUAGUUGCCUAAACCUUCAAAAAGUCAUGCCAAUAUUGCAUUUUAUCGGAACUUUGUACAUUUUAUUUUUGUGAACACAACAUAUAUCUGUAUUUGUUCCAAAUAGAGGUUAGAUUAAAAAGAUACUGGUAAAAAGAUUGUUAUUUGAUUUGAAAUAUUUCACAUCUAGAUUUGCAAAAUAGUAUCAAUUAAAUGUUAAAAUAU
Messenger RNA from Mytilus trossulus (common blue mussel), 6793 nucleotides. Its product is annotated as mannose-6-phosphate isomerase-like. Gene Ontology annotation, biological process: carbohydrate metabolic process; GDP-mannose biosynthetic process. Gene Ontology annotation, molecular function: zinc ion binding; mannose-6-phosphate isomerase activity. NCBI's taxonomy places the organism in Eukaryota, Metazoa, Mollusca, Bivalvia, Mytilida, Mytilidae. The coding region runs from base 118 to 1401 and encodes 427 amino acids. Gene Ontology annotation, cellular component: cytosol. The transcript has 8 exons. The record is from RefSeq and is a predicted model, not a curated record.